AUGCCUAUGCGUUUGAGAGCUGAAAAGCGUAUGAGAAAGUUGCUUCUCGAGCAACUCAAGGAACGUCAACAACAUGGUGCCAGGAUUGCACAGGGACAUAAGACUAAAGAUGACUUAAUAAAGUUAAAUUUGGGUCCGCAAGUGUUUGUUUUCAAAAAUUUAUUCAGUGGUCAGAUAUUGUAUUCCCAGGUACCUGCUUACCAUCAAGAACAAAUAGAUGCACAAUUUCUCAAUCCAAAUUGGCAAAAUAGAAAACCUUCCAGAAGACAAGAUUUAUGGAAGAUAAUGUGUGUUGCAAAUUUUGACAAUUACGAAUAUGCAACUGCAGCGUACCAAGGAUUGCUAGAUCUCAGAAAGGCAAGGGACAUAUCUCAAAAGAAAAAAUCCAACGAGUUACGGAAGAAGAACGAUGAUGGUAACGUGUGGUUUUCAGGACAGUAUAGACCUACGUAUUCACAAGAAGCCGUAGCGGACUUGGCCCAUGUAAUUGAUGAGUUUGAAUUGGAAAAGACAAAAUUAUUUUGGGAAAAUGAAUGGAGAAGAGGAGAAGAUAAACAUUGGAGAGUCGACUUGGUUGAGCAUGACAAAUUGCCCGUGUUCAAUCUCAAGCAUCAAACGGUAUUGUUGGAUGUUAUGAGAUCCAAAGCAGUUGAGGCGUUUGCUCAAGAAAGGGCGAAACAAGCAAAGCUUGGAAGCGAACAAGAUUCGGACGCUGUAUUUGCUUGA
This is a messenger RNA of Lodderomyces parapsilosis, 726 nucleotides long. RefSeq names its product mitochondrial 54S ribosomal protein mL67. The coding region runs from base 1 to 726 and encodes 241 amino acids. Gene Ontology annotation, biological process: DNA recombination; positive regulation of mitochondrial DNA replication. Gene Ontology annotation, molecular function: DNA strand exchange activity; single-stranded DNA binding; structural constituent of ribosome. Lineage: Eukaryota; Fungi; Ascomycota; Pichiomycetes; Serinales; Debaryomycetaceae. Gene Ontology annotation, cellular component: nucleus; mitochondrial large ribosomal subunit. The record is from RefSeq and is a predicted model, not a curated record. The transcript has a single exon.